AUGCCUCGAUACGACCAUGACGACGGCAGCGCCGAGCGCGAGCCUUUGGACCAUUCUUAUCGCUCGUAUACGCCCAACCCUCCUGAACAUUACCAGGACCAUCAGUACCACAACGGCGCGCCUCAGGCCUACAACCCCCAGCAGUAUCCCGAUGCCCACACCGACCCGAAUUUUACUCGCAUGAGAGAAGAGCGGAGGAACGAUCGGCAGGGCCCACCACCAGCUGCUGUGGGAGCUGUCGGCGGUCCUGCUGCUGCUGCUGCUGCUGCUGGCUACAGCGCUCACCGGGCCGCCUCGCCCGUCGAUUCCACCCCGCAAGUCCCCCCUCAUCGUGAAUGGGCCCCCGAACGCUACGCACCUCCGCAGCAGAGCAACCUCAACCCCAACAUCACCCCUGGCGCAGAUAACUUCAGUAACACUGCAUCCGGUGGCAUGGCCGGAAUCGCUUACACGGUCGCCGAGCGCAACGCGAGGGAAAGCGGCGUCGAUGCCAUGAGAAACGUUGGCCAGGGGCCGCCGCCUCAUGAACGAGGACAGUUUCAGCAGCCCAACGUCCCACCACAAACGUACAGCCAGCCGCGGGGGGACGCCUACGAGAUGACCACCGCUCCGCGCUCAUACCAAGGCAGCCUCCCGGAUCGCAACUCUCACUCGAGCUUGACCGCUCUGGGAGGCGCGGCUGCGUCCCCGGCGAGGCUGUCGCCGGCCUCGAGCCCGUACGGUUUCAAUGACUACUACAGUGACAAUACUUACUACCAGAGGCACCCCGACCAUCUCGGUGUCGUAGACCCUAAUUCGAUCGCGGACGACGGCGACGACGGCUUGGAAUAUGGUAGAAGCAGGAGCGGGAGAAACUCGAUGCUCAGCCUGUCCAACAGCGACCGCACAGGUAGAAGCAAGGCCGGCCUAGGGGGCGCGGCGGCAGGAGGUGCUGCUGGCGGCCUGAUGGCCAAUCGAAACGCCAGUGGAUACUACGACCCGAAAGACUCGUCCUCGGGCUACCAGAAUGGCGACGCAGUUGAUGCCGCAGGCCAAGAAAAGUACCAAUGGGUAAGGAGCGAGAACAAGGGGCGGAGGAAGUGGAAAAUUUGCAUAAUUAUCGGCGUCAUCCUCAUCAUUGCUGCCGCUAUUAUUGGCGGUACGGUGGGCGGUUUGGUAUCGAGGAACAGCCGUGACGGUGGACCAAGUCGACAAGGCCAGUCGGCGGACGACGACAAGAACUCCAACGGCGACCUGGACAUCAACAGCGCCGAGAUCAAGAAGCUCAUGAACAACAAGGACCUGCACAAGGUGUUUCCCGGAAUGGACUAUACGCCCAUCAACACUCAGUAUCCCGACUGCGUCCACGACCCGCCAUCGCAAAACAACGUCACGCGUGAUCUCGCUGUGCUCAGCCAGCUCACCAACACGAUCCGCCUAUACGGUACCGACUGCAACCAGACUCAGAUGCUCAUCCACUCGAUUCAGAAACUCGAGAUGGAGGACACGAUCAAGAUCUGGAUGGGGGUUUGGCAGGACGGCAACACGACGACAAACGCACGACAGCUCCAGCAGAUGUGGGACAUUCUUGAUGUGUACGGUGAUAAGUACUUUGAGGGCAUCAUCGUCGCCAACGAGAUCCUUUUCCGAAAGGAGAUGACCGAGGCCGCACUGGGAGACCUCCUGGCCGAGGUGCGCACGAACCUGACGAGCAAGGGACUGAGCUUGCCGGUUGCCACAUCUGAUCUCGGCGACGACUGGACAGCUUCGCUGGCAGCGAAAAGCGACUACAUCAUGGCCAACAUACACCCCUUCUUCUCUGGCACCAACGCCAAAGACGCAGCCUGGUGGACGACUGACUUCUGGGAGGGGAAAGCCGGCAGUUUCUUCAAGACGGACAAGAAGAAGAAUAUUAUUGCCGAGAUUGGCUGGCCUACCAAGGGCGGCACGAAUUGUGGCGGCGACGGCACGGUCACAGACUGCCCCAAUGCGUCGGUUGCUGGUAUUAGCGAGCUGAACACGCUCCUUGAAGACUGGGUGUGCCCUGCCCUGACCAACGGCACGAAUUACUUUUGGUUCUCGGCCUUUGAUGAGCCGUGGAAGAUCAAGUUCAACGAGAAGGGCAAGGAAUGGGAGGACCAGUGGGGCCUGAUGACGGUAAACCGAGACGUCAAGUCGGGCGUCACGAUCCCAGACUGCGGCGGCAAGACAGUGUAA
Colletotrichum graminicola M1.001 is the source of this 2196-nucleotide messenger RNA. Its product is annotated as endo-beta-1,3-glucanase. NCBI's taxonomy places the organism in Eukaryota, Fungi, Ascomycota, Sordariomycetes, Glomerellales, Glomerellaceae. Gene Ontology annotation, molecular function: glucan endo-1,3-beta-D-glucosidase activity; 1,3-beta-glucanosyltransferase activity. The transcript has a single exon. Gene Ontology annotation, cellular component: cell surface; extracellular region; fungal-type cell wall. The record is from RefSeq and is a predicted model, not a curated record. The coding region runs from base 1 to 2196 and encodes 731 amino acids. Gene Ontology annotation, biological process: cell wall organization.